Helianthus annuus (common sunflower) is the source of this 760-nucleotide messenger RNA. RefSeq lists its product as uncharacterized. NCBI's taxonomy places the organism in Eukaryota, Viridiplantae, Streptophyta, Magnoliopsida, Asterales, Asteraceae. The record is from RefSeq and is a predicted model, not a curated record. Bases 57 to 536 code for a protein of 159 amino acids. The transcript is spliced from 2 exons.
UGUUAUUUAUUUUCCAAACACAACCAACUUCCAUUCCUUCUUUCUGAUUAUCAAAAAUGGUGCUUCCUCCUCCACCCCUCUCUCUCCUUUGCAUAAUCUCCAUUGUCACCCUUUAUUUGAUGAUAGUUUAUGCCGUUAUCGGGUUCAUUGCCAAAUCAGACCUUUUUAGAGUUGACGCGCAUGAAGUUGAUCAUAAGCCCUCCGGGUUGUCGCGGGAGGAGUUGCAAACGUUGCGAUGUUUUAAUCAUAAGAUCAAUGAAGCACAUGAAGAAUCAUUGAGUUGUUCAAUAUGUUUGGAUGAUUUUAAAGAUCUUGAGGGUGAGGGGGGCACCCUCGGUGACCCCAUGCGGGGACCAACUUCGCCGAGUGGGGUGGUGCCGCCAUCCAGGCGGGAGGCCAAAUCGGGGAGCCGGCACCGAAGAGGGAAGGAGAGAGAAGGUGGGCCCCCCAUUCAAUCAACCAAUGAAAACUUUUUUUUUUUUAAUAAAAAAACAAGUCACCUAAGAGGGGAGUGCCGCCAUCAAAUUGGGGUGUGAGGGGAGUUGACAUGGCAUAACCUGAUUGGGUGUGCGUAAGAGAGAGGACUCCCCUCUUAGGGGAGUGCCCCGCUCACCCUUAUGAGUAGAAAGAAUAAGCUACUUUCGGUUAUUUUUUCAAUCCACAAGUAAAAUACAUUUCAUGCAUUAACUGUCUCUUUAGUUUUCACGGUUGUAAAACACCUAAAAACUAUUUUAUUAAUAUUUAAAAGCUAAUUAUAUAA